UUUAGGCCAACUUCAGAACAAAUCAGCCAUGCGCAAAAUCGUGAAACGAGUUCGACUACAGCAACAGCAAGCGCCUAGAAAUCCUGACAAUAGGGCAACUUUGAUAAUUCCACGUGACUACAGCCGAUACGAGUCAGAGCCUGGUGUCUAUGAGCAAUUUCUGUUGGCAGACAGUGGAGAGGGCGAUGAGCAACGCAUUCUCAUUUUUGGUAGAGAAAGUUUUCAAGAUUGGUCUCAUCUCAUUGAAGAGCUUUACGUCGACGGCACAUUUCUGAUUUGCCCUGUUUUGUUUUAUCAAUUCUUUGUGGUCUUGGCUCGACGAAAUGACUAUGUUCUGCCGAUUUUCUACUGUCUUCUUCCCAACAAAAAUGAGAACACUUACGCGAGGACUUUUGGAAUGAUAAGAAGAAUUUUUCCCAAUCUUAAUCCCGACUCAAUUAGCGUAGACUUUGAAUUGGCUAUUCAUAAUGCAAUUAGGACUAUCUUCCCUGAAUCUCAUAUUCGUGGUUGUUUUUUUCACUUAUUCUCUAAUUUAAAAAAGCACUUAUCUUCAUUAAAUCUUCUCAAUCAUUAUAACACAAACCCUGAAUUUGCUCUUAAUUCUCGAAUGAUUGUAUCACUUGCUUUUGUACCCCAAAAUGAUCUCUUAGAAGCCCUCAAUAUGUUAGAAAAUUAUCUCCCUCUUGAAUUGGAACCUAUUCUUGCAUAUUUCACAAAUACUUAUAUUGGUAGAAUCCGAAAUAACGGUACCCGUGCCCCACCUACAUUUGUCCCCUCUUCAUGGAAUGUCUACGAACGUACAAUCAACAAUCAACAAAUCAAGAUAAAACUAACAACUACUGUGAGGCGUUUCACAAAAAAGUCCAGUUACAGUUAGGAGUUGCUCAUCCAACCAUUUGGAAGUUUUUGGAUGAAUUGAAAAAAGUUGUAAAACUAUGUGAUGCACAGUACGAACAAUUUGUUGGAGGCCAUCAUGCAGCAAGGAAAAGAAGGAAAUAUGAAGAAGCGGAUGAAAGAAUUUCAAAUAUUGUUAACCGCUACGAGCUUGGCACUGUCGUUGAAUACUUACGAGGA
Molecule: messenger RNA, 1074 nt
Organism: Meloidogyne enterolobii
Lineage: Eukaryota; Metazoa; Nematoda; Chromadorea; Rhabditida; Meloidogynidae
Source: the annotation of a GenBank genome assembly